UGCAGCUCGGAGUCUGAGGCAGUGGGAGUGAGGAGAGUAGAGUGAGAGCACUGGGAGAGCGAGAGAGCCCAGGACCAACACCGCUCACUUCAAGAGUUUCUACAAGUUUGUGGGGGUGCCGUUGUUGGACUUUGGAGAAGAAAACGAAGCACAACGCUGCAGCACAGACCCCGAGUUCUCUUCUGCGAGCUGACACACACCCGUCCCAACAUCUGGUCUGCUGCUGGAGGACGGGGCGAGCCGCGGAGAGACAAACUUCUUGGAGGCGGAGAGAAACGACUACCACCGCUGGACAAACAUGCACUGAAUUGUUGGGGGGGGGGGGGGGAUCUGGGACACCUUCAUGAGCCGAGGAGUGCUUCGGUGCGCGCGUGAAGUGACACGAGUGGAGGGGGAAGGUGUCCGAGGGCGAGCGAGUCCGAGAGGAGAGGUCAGAGAAUGAAUUAGUCUCAGAUCGGCUGCUCACUGUCCCAGCCAGAGAGAAGGCUCACUCCUUGGCCCCUCCACCUCCUCCCAUAAGAGCCAGGCUGACGUCCAUGGAUGAGGAGCGGAGCGCACCCCCCAUCUCCCCAGAGAAGCCUGAUGAUGGGGAUCCCGCUCGACCAGCUCCGCAACCAGAUUCACACGCAGCCUCCAAAACAGAGAGGGCGGACAGCUGCCCAGAACCAAACCCCUUUCAAGGUGAAGAUGUGGCCCACAUUUAUACUGAACCCCUCAUAUUGAGGUUAAAUGGCACCCCAGAACGGCUGCUAGGCAAGGAUGGAGACAAUUGUAACAGCAGCCUCCCACACUCGGAGCUUACGACACCCAGCAAGAGUAUCACAUCUCAACCAGCAGCCAGAUCCACGCCCAUCCAGCACACCCAGCCAUGUCGGACGCAGCCCAGCAGCCACCUACGAAACGGGAGCAGGCAGCACUCACACCCCCACUCCCCUCACACGCACUGUCCGCAUCACAAGCACGGCCUCCAGUCCAACGGGGUCAGGAGCCCUCAUGAGCAUCCUAAGCUGGGCUCGCUCCCAAAAGGCGGCUCCUCAACCUCCUCCUCCUCUUCAGCGGGACCCAGACACACCAAGAAAUUGCAGUCCAACCCGUCCAUCACCUCCCAGAGCAGCAAGAGGAGCAAGAGCAGCUCCAAGAGCAACAGCUCCCAGAUUCCCACAGAGGGACAGGAUGACUGCUGUGUUCAUUGCAUCCUUGCCUGCCUCUUCUGUGAGUUCCUAGCUCUGUGCAACAUCGUGCUGGACUGUGCCACCUGUGGCUCCUGUGCCGGGGACGAGUCGUGCUUCUGCUGUUGUUGCGCGUCAGAGGAGUGUGGCGACUGCGACCUGCCCUGUGACAUGGACUGUGGCAUCAUUGACGCCUGCUGUGAGUCUGCAGACUGCCUGGAGAUCUGUAUGGAGUGCUGCAGCCUUUGCUUCUCCUCCUGAGGACCCAGCCACCACCGCAGGGGGCAAAGUAGAUGCUUGCUAUUCACUCCCACAAGCCCAGGAACAGUUUCGACCUGGCCCCAAAGCUGAGAAGCUUUACAUCCACCCACAUCAUUGUUGCCUGAGAUCUGUGGCUCACACUAUUGGCUGGUCUAGUUGGCUCCACAAUACAUCCAAUACAUUUGACAGGGUUUGCCAAGUGAAAUGCUGACUGUCACUUGUGAACUCUUCCUUCCUUUAUUGAUCAAACGAUUGGAUGGUAGCUUGCCCCGCUUUAUCUUUUGUGGUUCGUCCAUUUACUGCACAGCUGGGCGCAUGUGCAGAGUGAGUUCCAGCUGUGGUCCAUGUGAGGUUGCCAGGCUGUGCAGCCUCUGGACCCUCACUGAACAAGCUAUUAUUACAAUGGAGCCCCUUGUGCCAUCUGAAUGACUAGAGUUCUCUAAGCAUGAAAAAUGACCUUCAAAUGCAAAUGAGAAAAUGGCUCCAUUUAACUGGAUUUUAAUGUUUCUAUAGAUAAGAGCAGCAGCGUAAUGGGAAAAUGGCCCCUCAGAUCUCAGUAGUAAUGCAGUGUGUCCUCCUGUCCUUGGCAAGGUUAAAGUCCCUCACUUUGAUUGCUUACAGUGGACUUUGCAACACACGGACCAAGUGGCAGAUGUGGGAUUAGCCGCUGUUUUCAUCAGUGUUGCAAUGCACAAAAUUGAGAAAACAUUAACGGUGGCUUGUGGCAAUAUUACAGACAGAUAUUUUCAUCAAUAUGCAUCUCACUUAAAGUACUUUUUUUUAUAGAGAAGAAUCAUGAGAGUGUCAUGCAUCAGCCGGGACAUGGGUCCCGUGAUUGUUGGUUGAUAGCAUCCGCAGUGGACGUCUUCUCUGCUCUAACAUGUGAAGGGAGAGAGUUCUUAAUCAAAAGUCUCUCCUCGUUUAAUGUCUCACAUCUUGUUUACUUUCACCUUUUUAUUCUGAGAGGUUUUAACUUCAGUGAAUUCCUCCUAUUCUGAUUGGUCAGAACUGGUAAAGAAAUGGAAUUGGAAGGCAUCAUCUCGUUUUUUUUUUUAAAUACAUUGGAUUUUCCUUUGUCAUUCUUGCUAUGUGAACAAAUGGCCUUGGCUUAGCUGAAGGCCUGAAUUUUCAAGUCGAUUCCUCCGGCUUUACCAAAUCUUUAUUAAUCCUUGUUUUGUAGAUUUUAGUUAAGAUAUUUGCAUUUCUCCUCUAAUGUGAAAAUCACAUUUCUGUGUUAUCGGGUUUAGCCGGGCUCUCUGGAAAGCAGACGUUGCUCAACAUCUAAUUUAAUUCCUUGAGUAAAAAUCUCACAGCAUUAUGCUAAGUCAUAUCCAUAUGCUCGUCGUAUGAAUGGUACACUUUUGAUAACAGGCCCGCACUCUCAUAUGCUCAGACACAUUCCUUCUCCAACCCAAUACCUCUUGAGAUGUCACCUAGAUCUGUUGUGCAUUUUAAAAUGACUUGAUACAAAUCUCUCUCCUCUCUGAUCAAAUACUGAUUGUGCAAUCUUUUUUUUUGCUUGGAAAUACCAAAGAGUUUUCCUCUUACUGGACCUUAGAUUCUAGACUUAUAAUUUCUUGUACAUAGAAGGUUUUUUUCUGUGCUAGUAUGGCUGCGGUUGAUUAAACCCUAUUUUAAGGGCUGAAAUCUAACACUGUUGAUGAUAAUACACUAUGGCUGUAAUUAACCUGAUAACGCAGAAGCAGAAUAUGCAAGUUUUUGGAAUUCAGUGAACGCAUUGAGAAGAUAAUAUGACUCCUUGUGUCUGUUUGUAUCAGAUUGGAUGUGUCAAAAUCCUGGAAAGCCCUGGAAAACAAUGCAAUACAUUACCAAACAGAGAGAAGAUUUAUGAAGGGAGAACUGGAUAUUAAACUGUUGUGUAUAGAAAAUAUGACAAUGUCACUUUGUUUGCGAUACAAGAUUAUCUGAUAACGAUGCUUGAUCUAGGGUCAUGUCUUCUGUCACCAGACCAACCUUGUCACAAGAAGAUUAAGACUGCAUAGUGAUGAGUAUCUGGGAAAGGUUUAUCCAUUUGAGUUGGAAACAAAACAAAAAAUGGCUUCCUAAACUAAAGUAGUUUGCUUUAAACAUUUUGAUUACUUUACAAUUAAUAAAACCAGUUACAUACUAUUGAAUUGCAGUAUAAGCAUGUCCUUACCAGAGACUGUAAAUAACGAUGGAUGAUGCAUCUCCACUUACAACCACUUUAAAAAAGUGAAGCCAGAAUAUCCCGGAUAAGGGCGUGGGCAUCAGAAUAAUGGCAAAUCAGUCUCUGCUGUCAAUCAUGACGUUUCUCUCCAUGUUUAAUAAUACCAUAUGAAAACAAUAUAAACAUUUAGCAUUGACAAACGUCAUGGUUAUCAGUAAAAUGAACAUGCAUUUAAGAAUUAUGCCUGAAUUGACAGAAACUGUCUUUGGAAAAUGUUUUAGUUUGGCCCAUGUCCUUCUUUAACAUGGAGGGGGCAUGGUUUAUGACCUAUAAUGCAGCCAGCCACCAGGGGGCAAUCUAGAUGUUUUGGCUUCAUUUUUUGGAACUCUGUCAUGUCGUCCAUACAUAUACAGUCUAUGGUUCAUUCUGUUGCUACAGAGACCGCAAUCUAAGGAUAGCAUAAAUGCUCUCCGCUGUUGAAAAUGGAACAGCGUGCUGAAUAAAAUAGUUCACUUUGCUAUGGUGCAAGUUACUUGGUUAAACAAGCAGGAAGAUAUAAAUACAUAUUAUGAUAUUGAUUCCCACCGGCUCAUUUUUACUUCCAAGACAAUAGCGUCACUGUUUUUAACCCAACUCGAUUGACAUGUUGUUUCCUGUUAUUUAUGACUGUGCAUAACCACAACCUCGCUCUGCAGCUCAGGUUUCAGUUUGCUGCAGCUUCUCACUGGACUCCAACUCAGUCCAAAGGUGCAAUUUUGAGACCUUCAGAAAUCCCCUUUUCAUAAAUAGGAAGCUCAAAGAAAGGAUUAUCUGAGGUCUGAAAUCUUGGUUUCUAUAAUACUGAAUUGAUCUUAUUAUGCUUAAAUUACUGCUGUAGCUAGAAAAAUUAAGUCCAAAAAACCUACCUGUCAUGGAAAGUGUGGCUUUGCAACUCUCUUUUUAUCAGUAGAUCAUUUAAAAGUGUCCAGUGAGGUUUUUAUUUUCCAAAAGUAGCUCGUGGCAUUUUUGAAGGGGUAAAAAAUCGUUCAGACUGUGAGGUGCAGUGAGAAUUUGCAGUAGACUGGUAAGUUGGUCAAUUCUAAAGAUCAUUUGUGCUAUGCAAUAUUAUGUGAAACAGCAUUUUUAAUAAGGACUGAUUUGAAAAAACAGUGAACCUCAUUUGAAUUUAAUUUAAUGUCGUUGGAAUAUUUUUUUACAAUUAAGCCAUUCAAUAUUUCUUUAUAUUUGUCCCGAUAAGAGAAAACCGUGGCAGUCAGGAGGUUUAAGACACAGAUUGGUUGGUCUGGAGAUGGACGACGCCUUCCCCAGACGAACACUGGUCUUGCACUUGGAUCAUUCUAUGUUUGAUGUGGAGAUUUGAAUUUGAUGUUGUGUUUGUACCACACAGGUCAUCAUCUCAGCUAUAUCCAUAAAACUGGAAGAAAACACAGGUUUACUUUCAGUGAUUUCCAUUCUCAGUAUUAUCAGUAUUUGUCUUAGAAUUACCUUGACCACCGAAGCUUCUAACCAUUGACUUUUUAGGUUGUUGUUUUACUGACAGAUGAGCCUUGGUUAUGGAUUUUAAAGGGCUGGCCACCUCUGCCAGUAAUCUGAAAGUUAUAGCCCAUCUGAAUUCUUACUAGACUGUAGUCCACUAUAAUGUCAUUUUGUUUACACUACCCCAAUGUAAUGUUCAUUUGAAUUGCAGCCCUGGAAGUCACAUUAAAAUCUAUUUGUUUAAUACUGAAUAAACAAU
This is a messenger RNA of Platichthys flesus (European flounder), 5314 nucleotides long. It is a transcript of the gene mdfi, whose product is annotated as MyoD family inhibitor. Bases 537 to 1430 code for a protein of 297 amino acids. Lineage: Eukaryota; Metazoa; Chordata; Actinopteri; Pleuronectiformes; Pleuronectidae. The transcript is spliced from 5 exons. The record is from RefSeq and is a predicted model, not a curated record.